Molecule: messenger RNA, 336 nt
Organism: Staurois parvus
Lineage: Eukaryota; Metazoa; Chordata; Amphibia; Anura; Ranidae
Source: the annotation of a GenBank genome assembly
UGGUACAAGGCUGUUGUGAAUAGCCCUGUACAAUGUGACCUCUGUGAUCAUUCACAGAUUUCACACAUAGUAAGCAAUGAUGUCAGAAGUGACAUCUUGCUUACACCUAUUCAUGUGAUCACUGUUUGGCCAAUCAGUGAUCACAUGAUUGGGACCUCAUACAGAGGUCCCGUACAGGGAUCGGAAGACACAGUGGGCACCGGAUCGCAGUGCCGCGUGCUCCCAGGGAGCGCGCAUUGGCUGAAAAUGCGGGCGCCGUUUAUAAACGGCACCCCGCUCCUGCACUGCUCCCGUCCAGCCGUUUUCGUACAUGGGCCGGAUGGGAAGUGGUUAAAC